Molecule: messenger RNA, 2958 nt
Organism: Symbiodinium sp. CCMP2592
Lineage: Eukaryota; Dinophyceae; Suessiales; Symbiodiniaceae
Source: the annotation of a GenBank genome assembly
AUGAGCGCGGAUCUCUUCGACACCUACGUGUCCUGGCUGACCACACAAAAGCAAGCGGACAUCGUGGUUCUAGAGGAGACACACUGGGGCAUGGGGCGCACUCCCAACACCUGGACGCGAGAUGGAUGGCACUUUAUAUCUUCACCUUCGCCACACACGCGCUACGCUGGGAUCUGUAUUUGUGUUUCUGAACGUAUCGUUGGUGCUGAAGAUCUAGACUUUCGGGAUGUCAUCCCAGGCCGCUUGGUCCAUGUUCGUAUACAUAACCCUUUUCAGGAUGCUUCUGUGGACAUUGUUGGGGUUUAUCAGUGGGUCAAGCAAACCAAAGAUAGGGUAAGCAACGCAGCCAAUCGUAGCAAACUCUGGGCCCAACUCGGCCGUACUUUGGACUCCCUACCACGACGGAACGUACUCCUCCUGGCCGGCGACUUCAACUCUCAUUGCUGCCGCUUGGACCACCCCCGUAGGACUCCUCAUCUUCCCCAGCAGGUCCAACAUGCGGUAGCUCACAUGUGGGAAACUUUCCGAACUUGGCGCCGUACUGGUAGGCACAAUUCUAGGGGUAGGCGAAUCUUUCAAGUAUGGCGUCGCUUUGCUGCCUUCCGUGCAGCCAGCAAAGCGCUACGGCAGGCCAGUGUGCAAUCUCGCCGGCAGCGAGUGCAUGAUCUAAUUGACCGUGCAGCCCAUGCCGCUUCUAAAGACCAGCUAAGUGAACUCUACAAGAUUACCAAAAUCCUGGCCCCAAAGCGACGCAUGGAGCGGGUCCUGAUCCGAGCGCCUGAUGGGAGCAUGCUGAAACCGGCCCACCAAUUUGAAGCCAUCCUUCAAUACUUCAGUAAAGCCUUUUCGGACCCGAACCCCUUCAGCCCCGAUGAUACCCAGGUUGUGCCUGCCAUCACCGCUGAUGUCCUAGUUGAUGAGUUGCUACAGGCAGCCCCGCAAUUUGCGUACAUAGCCGGCAAGUCCAUCGACAGUGCUAUCAUACGGGCGGCGGGAGAGGUCAGUAGUAAUUGCUACGGGGCGGUGAUGAUAGGCAUUGACCUGAGUAGAGCCUUCGACAACCUCACACGUGAUGUCUUGCAGCGCUCGCUACAGCAUGCCGGCGUCAACCCAGGGCUACAGCGAAUCCUGCUUGAGAUACACCAGCAAUGUUCCUACGAGCUCCGACACCAUCAAUACAAAGGGCGGUUCCCACUUAAAAAGGGCGUUAGGCAGGGAUGUGCAGUGUCCCCAAUGUUGUACAGCCUCUUUACGGUGUGGCUCAUGGCCGAGCUUAAGACCAGGGUUUCGCCCCAAUGGGUUGACGAGCUGAUGACGUGCUUCGCAGAUGAUACGCACCUGGCUUGGCGUAUCUUCGGGCAGCCUGACUUAGCCCAAAUGUGCCGCACAGUGCGAGAAAUCUUUCAGCUUCUCGAGGAAUGUGGUAUGGUAGCUAACGCCGAAAAGUCCUCGGUCGUUCUUGGUCUUAGAGGGUCCCUAGCUAGGAAGUGGAUCAAGCUUCACACGGUUAUGCGCGCUGGCAAAACCUGCAUCAACUUUGGCACGCCUAACAAACCAUUGCUGAUUCCUCGAGUCUCUGCCUUCGGUUACCUUGGUGUACAGGUCUCCUACGGGGCUUUCGAGUCGCAGACUCUGGCCUGCCGACAACAGGCUGCGUCUGCCAAUCGCAUGCGGCUAGCAAAGCUUCUGCACAGCAAACGCAUCGCACUCAAGCGGCGACUCAGCUUGUACCUCUCUUGUGUGCGAAGCUCUCUGCUUUUCGGGCUUCAUGCUACGGGCUUUACGGAGGCCGUGCUUCGUAGAUUGGAUGCGCUGGAUUCCCGGCAUCUGAGAGCCAUUGCACACUCACCUGCCCACAUUACUCAUGAAAGCACCCUCUCCCUCCGAAAGCGCCUCAAAGUCUCCAGCCCGGCGGAAGCCCUCACAGAGACCGCUCCCAUGGCGACGGGACUCGCGGAGAUGGAGAAGGCGACCGUGGCACGGAAGGAGAUCGAGGACGUGUGGGGCAAGCUGCCACAGCGGAUGGAGACCGACCAAUCGGGUCAGGAGAAGCGGGGGCAGGACAAGACCAUAGCGGACGCAGAUCGCCAGAACAAAUGGCCCAAACCAGCCUACAAAGGUUCCUACGGAAAGGGCCAAAGCCAGUGGAGGGGCUGGGACAACGAGCAGGAGGAGGACACGCACCCAGCUGUGCUCGACGAGGCGACCACGCAUCUUUUGCGCACGUUGACCAAGCUGACCCUCCGAUUGGAGGAGGAAAUGGGCCGCUUUCGGGCGGACACUUGCUUCAUGCUCUUCGUGGACACGGUGACGGAGCAGAACACCCUCCAGCUUCUGAGGGAAGCCGGCCAGAAGUGGCAGGAGGGCUUCGAAGCGGGGACGGUGACGACAUCUCUUCGCAUCAUAUUGCUAGGGGGCCUGCUCCAGAAGCUUCACGAAGUCCUGGACUUGGUGAUCUCAGACGAUGGAUUGCGCGAGCGGCUGAUGAAGGUGGGCUGGCUGUCGGAGGGCGCCACAGCCCUCACGCCGAUGUGGCAUUACUACCGAUGGGACCCGGAAGCCAGAGCACAAGUCAAGGACGAGAAGCCGCCGCUCAGCCACGAGCGAGUGUUGCAUUGUGUCUCCACGCUUCAGAAGACACUGUGCGAUCCCCAAGUGCUCCUGCGAUUCCGGGCCACGCACCCACUCGGCGAGGAGACACAAGCGGAGGUGGUCCCCUUCAAGAUGGCCAUCAGCCUUCGAGGACAGGCCUCGGUGGAAGCCUUCAUGGCACUGAGUGCGCUGAGCUACUGCGGUGCCCUCAAGCUCCUCGGACUUCGUUUGCGACCGGAACGCAUGCAGAAGUCAAAGAUGGCGUCCGAGCUCGAGGAGGCCUACUUGAACACCAGCUUCACGGACUGGACUCGCCGCAAGAACCAAUGGCGGCGCAACCAGAACGGCGGGAAGCCCCAGAAGUAA